AUGUACGAUUACAUUAGCAGACAAUGCCCUCUUCUAGAACAAUUUGCUUUAGCUGAGCGAAAAUUUGAUGAUACGGAAAUGGACCUAAGCUUCUUCCUGGCUCAUUGGAAAAAUACUUUCAUAAACAACAAAGCUCUGGAAUAUUUGUCUAUUUGUAGAAACCUCCAAGAACUACGCAUAUGUUACUCAGAUGAAUCGGCAGUUAAUGACGAAGGAAUUCUUGCUCUUGCACGCGGAUGUAUUCAACUGAAGAAGGUCGAUUUUGAGGGAUGUUUAGGGAUCACAGACUAUGGAAUUAUGGAGCUUUCUCGGCAUUGCCAUGGUCUCAGCUUUAUCAAUCUUUGCCACUGUCAUCAUAUCACAGGAUUUGGGUUUAGUGCUCUGGUAAUUAAUUGUCCAAGACUUCAGGAGGUUCAGAUGUACAGUUGUCCUUUUGUUAAACAGGUUGUUCUAUAUAAUGAUGAACAUUUUGCAGAAGUUUCUAUCGCCUCUCUGUAUGAAAAUAGGGCAGUAGUUGAUACUAAGUGCGAUUGUAUUGAAAUCUACAACUCAUGGGAAUCAUGGGAAUCAUACAGCGAAUCAAGGUGCUGUCCUAGAGUCAUUCAAGGCCAAAACGAAAUCAAAUUUUUUUAUGGGUUAACAGAUGAAAUGAUCAAGCAAAGCAGUCAAAGGAAUCAAUAUAAAGAGACUAAAACUGAAUUUCAAUUAACCAACAUGGAGGACAUGAAUUUAUCAAAAGCCCUUUCACCAAUUCAUCCAAUACAAGUUCCAUUCGACUGCUCUCGGAUACAAAAACUGGAUCUUUCAAAUUGUAGGAGAAUUUGCGAUUCAGAUGUUUUGAGGAUCUGCAAAUAUUUUCCAGAAAUAAGAAAUUUCAGUCUUGCGCACAACUUCAAGUUAUCAGAUACAAGCAUUAUGGCUACGGCCAGACAUCUAACACUGCUGAAGGUUUUGGACUUGGAAGACGUAAUUCAAAUACUAGCAGACAAUCAGAAGCAUUCCACAAAUUGUCCAAUGGACAGUUGA
This is a messenger RNA of Saccostrea echinata, 1026 nucleotides long. RefSeq lists its product as uncharacterized. Lineage: Eukaryota; Metazoa; Mollusca; Bivalvia; Ostreida; Ostreidae. The record is from RefSeq and is a predicted model, not a curated record. Bases 1 to 1026 code for a protein of 341 amino acids. The transcript is spliced from 2 exons. Gene Ontology annotation, biological process: SCF-dependent proteasomal ubiquitin-dependent protein catabolic process. Gene Ontology annotation, cellular component: SCF ubiquitin ligase complex.